Molecule: messenger RNA, 844 nt
Organism: Anopheles gambiae (African malaria mosquito)
Lineage: Eukaryota; Metazoa; Arthropoda; Insecta; Diptera; Culicidae
Gene: RpS18
Product: small ribosomal subunit protein uS13
Exons: 2
Coding region: 157-615 (152 amino acids)
Biological process (GO): translation
Cellular component (GO): ribosome; small ribosomal subunit; cytosol
Molecular function (GO): structural constituent of ribosome; RNA binding
Source: RefSeq, a predicted model, not a curated record
UCAAAUUAAGCAAACGCAGACCUGUCAAAGUAACGUCUUUUCGCCGGAAGUAGCGAUGGUCCUUCAUACUCUUGUUCGCUCGUUCCCUCUCUUUUCCGGUGUAUCAGCCAUUUGUAAGCAGGCACAUUCUGCAUCGCUGGACAAAUUCGAUUGAAAAUGUCGCUCGUGAUUCCAGAGAAGUUCCAGCACAUUCUCCGUGUGCUGAGCACCAACAUCGACGGAAAGCGUACCGUACCGAUUGCGCUGACUGCGAUCAAGGGUGUCGGUCGCCGCUAUGCCCACGUCGUCCUGAAGAAGGCCGAUGUCGACCCUUUCAAACGUGCCGGCGAGUGUUCGGAUGAGGAGGUAGAGAAGAUUAUCACGAUCAUCUCGAACCCGCGUCACUACAAAAUCCCGGACUGGUUCCUCAACAGACAGAAGGACAUCGUCGAUGGAAAGUACAUGCAACUGACCUCGUCGAACAUCGACUCCAAGCUUCGUGAAGAUCUGGAGCGACUGAAGCGAAUUCACGCUCAUCGCGGUAUGCGCCACUACUGGGGUCUGCGUGUCCGUGGUCAGCACACGAAAACUACCGGUCGCCGCGGUCGUACCGUCGGUGUAUCCAAGAAGAAGUAAGCAGCAACUAAGAGAACGAUCGGUAAUCUUCCGCUCAUUCGCCGUGUUCGUUGUAUAAGGCCGGUAAAUUAAACAACUGUGGAGAGUGUCGGAAUGUGUUGAAGGCGACGUUGUGAUGUGUGCGAUAAGAAUUAAGAAUCAUUUGAGUGUCGGUGUGUCGAUUCGUCGCGUAUUACAGUGAUGUGAGAUGCAUUUUGCUUUCCAAUAAAUGGUUCUUAUCGAAAAGGUA